Molecule: messenger RNA, 626 nt
Organism: Aphis gossypii (cotton aphid)
Lineage: Eukaryota; Metazoa; Arthropoda; Insecta; Hemiptera; Aphididae
Exons: 1
Coding region: 84-563 (159 amino acids)
Source: RefSeq, a predicted model, not a curated record
AUUAAAUAUAAAUAAAUCCAUCAAUAUAUUAUAAAAUUUAUAUACAUAUUAUAUAAUAGAUUUUCUUGAAUAAAUAAAUAAUAAUGAAAUUCAAGAAAGAAGAAAAAAGAAAAGUACGGUCAAUAAAACUCCAAAUCGAUCGACUAAAUAAAGCUAUUAAGUCUUUAUGUAGUGAAAAUCAGAGCAUAAACACGACUUUUGAAAAUUCAGCGAUCGGCCAAGAGAUUAAGAUAUUACGUAAAACUAUAGAAGAUCAAUACUCAAUCAUUGGAACUUUUAGCGUUGCUGAUAAUAUACAAAAAAUGAAGGAGAUUUUAGAUCAAAACGCAAAUAAUGAAAUUCUUAAUAUAAAAAAAAACGAAAGAAAUAUGUUGAUCGUUGAAUUAAACGAACUUGAUAUGGCUCUAAUAACAGCACAGCAAGAACAGGAAAAGAUCUCUGAACAAUUUUCCCUAUUGGAAAAGGAACGACGUGUGUUAGCGCAUUUGAUAGCAUCUACUAAAGAGUUAGUAGAAACUAGUCAAGAGAAAAAUAAACAAUGUGCAUUAACAAUAAAAUCAUAAUUUUGAUUUGUAAUUUAUUUUAUACUUAUAUUAGUAAAUUACAACUUUAAAUUUGAUGUGUAA